This is a messenger RNA of Beta vulgaris subsp. vulgaris (sugar beet), 1176 nucleotides long. Its product is annotated as F-box protein CPR1. The transcript has a single exon. Gene Ontology annotation, molecular function: protein binding. The record is from RefSeq and is a predicted model, not a curated record. The coding region runs from base 1 to 1176 and encodes 391 amino acids. Lineage: Eukaryota; Viridiplantae; Streptophyta; Magnoliopsida; Caryophyllales; Amaranthaceae.
AUGUCACGUAUUCCAUAUCAUAUCCUCUCCAACAUUGUCGAAAAAUUAGAUGUGAAAUCACUUGUUCGAUUCAAAACCAUGAACAAGGAAUGGCAAAAUUAUAUUAACAACUCAAAUUUCAUCAAACAACAUCUAAAUAACUCCCUACAACACCCUACUGAAUUUAAUACUCUACUCAUCUUUACUUCUGGACAUUCCCUCUACCUUGUGGAUGAUCUUAGAAGCUUAUCACCUUGUCCCAUCAAACUCCCUCUACCUCCUGCAUUCCAGCACGUCUCACCCCCAACAUUAGUAGGUUCGUGCAACGGCUUAGUAUGCAUUAGCAGUGGUGUGUUUCAGAACAAUUAUUUUCUGUUCAACCCAACAAACCCGACAGCUGUAAAGAUCCUUCCUGUUGCAGACAAUGAUAUAAGCAGGUAUGGUUACUCGAGUAGGUGCUAUAUAUCUGUUGGUUCGGCUUUUGGUUAUGAUGAAAAGAACGACGAUUACAAGAUCGUGUAUAUUUGGUACUGGAGAGAUAGCUAUGAUUAUUUAGGAGUUGAAGGAAUGAUUUAUAGCUUAAAAUUAGGAUCAUGGAAACUCUUAGAUCCUCCUGCAUACGUAGGAGGACAAUGGACGUAUAUUGUUUUCGCCUUCUUAAACAAUUGCUUACAUUUUUACACAAACGGUAACGAUGUAAAUGUGAUUAUUAGCUUUAAUCUACAUGAUGAAGAAUGGAGUCAGAUAUAUUUCCCUGAUUUAGAUGAAACAUAUGAGGUGAACGAUGUGUUUGUUUUGGAGGGAUGUCUAAGCGCGUUGAUUGUUAUUCGUCAACAACAUUGUUUUUAUCAACAGUUAUGGGUUAUGAAAGAAUACGGUGUUACAGAAUCAUGGACAAGAUUAUUGAUUUUUCCAUUAUCAUGGACAAGUUUAGUAAGUUUAAAUGUUCUGUUUUAUUCUAAAAGGCUAAAAAGAUACUUGUUAUCAUUGUGUGUCAGUGGAGAGAACGAUUAUGAUUUAUUUUGGUAUAAUGAGGUAGAUGGGUAUACAGAGGAAGUUAAGAUUCAAGGUGACCUUAAGAUUCAUGGUAUUCAAAUGGUUAUUCCAAGCCUUGUUCCAAUUGGGUGUAGGAGGCUUAGGGCGCGAUCAAGAUCGGAGAAGACUGUUGGGAAGACUAAAGGAAGUCCUGACUCCUGA